Messenger RNA from Rosa chinensis, 2577 nucleotides. Its product is annotated as putative receptor protein kinase ZmPK1. NCBI's taxonomy places the organism in Eukaryota, Viridiplantae, Streptophyta, Magnoliopsida, Rosales, Rosaceae. Gene Ontology annotation, biological process: recognition of pollen; protein phosphorylation. The transcript has a single exon. Gene Ontology annotation, molecular function: protein serine/threonine kinase activity; ATP binding. The record is from RefSeq and is a predicted model, not a curated record. Bases 63 to 2456 code for a protein of 797 amino acids.
CUCCUUGUAAGUGUAUAUAAACAGAGUCAGUAGUUCACAAACAUAAAAACCCUUCAGCAAAAAUGAAGUACAGAGCUUUUUCAGUCUCCUUUCUAUGUCUUCUCUGUUUUGCAACUGCAAAAACCCUAGGUAGUCUAAAGAGAGGAUCUUCUCUUUCAGUGGAGGAUGAUUCAGAUUUCCUAACCUCACCAGACAAGUCUUUCACGUGUGGGUUUCAUGGGGUUGGCACAAAUGCCUACUGGUUCUCAAUUUGGUUCACAAGCUCAAAAGACAGGACCAUUGUUUGGAUGGCCAACAGGGACAAGCCAGUCAAUGGCUUGGGGUCUAGAGUCUAUCUGAGCCGAGAUGGCUCGAUGGUCUUGACUGAUGUAGAUGGAGCCAUCAUCUGGAAGAGCAGCACCAACUCGAGUACCAGUACUGUUGCUGAAAGAGCUGAGCUUUUGGAUUCUGGCAACCUUGUUCUGAAGGACCCCAGUGGUAAAAUUCUAUGGCAAAGCUUUGAUUUUCCUACUGAUACUUUGCUCCCAAACCAACGCUUUAGAAAGACCAAUAAGUUGAUUUCUAAUUUGGGAAGAGGGGAUUUUGGUACUGGCUAUUUUAGUUUCUAUUUUGAUAAUGAUAAUGUUUUGAAGUUGAUGUAUGAUGGUCCUGAUAUUUCUAGCUUGUACUGGCCUGACCUUGAUUAUAGUGUGUUUCAGAAUGGCAGAAAUGCUUAUAAUAGUAGUAGAGUUGCAGUUUUAGAUGAACUUGGUAGUUUUUCGUCUAGUGAUGAACUGCAAUUUAGUGCUUUUGACAUGGGUUUGAGAGUGAAAAGGAGGUUGUCGAUGGAUUAUGAUGGAAAUCUAAGACUUUAUAGUCUUAAUAGCUCAACAGGAUUGUGGAUAAUCACAUGGCAAGCGAUGGUGGAGCUUUGUAAGGUUCAUGGGAUAUGUGGGCAAAAUGGGAUUUGUAUAUAUACACCAGGGCCAAAGUGUUCAUGUCCUCCUGGCUAUGAAGUAGCUGAUCCAAGUAACUUAAACUUGGGCUGCAAGCGUAAGUUCAAGAAGCGUACAUGCUCGAAGUCCCAAGAAGAGAAAUUUGUGCAGAUUCCGCAAGUAGAUUUCUAUGGAUUUGAUCUCAAUUUCAGUAACACAGUUUCAAUUGAUGAUUGCAGACAGCUCUGCUUGGGGGAUUGCCGGUGUGAGGCAUUUAGCUAUAGGCUAAAUGGGGAAGGGAGGUGUUACACCAAAAGUGCUCUUUUCAAUGGCUACAAGUCUCCAGAUUUUGUGGGCAGUAUAUACUUGAGAAUGCCUGUGAGUGUGGAAGCACCAUUACUAGUCACCAGGCUCAAUGCCCUGGAUUCAUGUAAGAGUACUGAGGCCCAAAAAAUGGGUUCUGCUUCAAUGUAUGACAAUACUAGUAAAAGGGUAAGAUGGGCAUAUCUGUAUUGGUUUGCUACUGCAGCUGGUGCAGUUGAAAUUCUCUUCAUACUUUCAGGUUGGUGGUUACUUUUCAGAAGACAUGGCGCUAGAGCUCCUAUCGAAGAUGGAUAUCAUGUGAUUUCGAGUCAAUUUAGAAUGUUUCGGUACGCUGAGCUCAAGAAGGCGACCAAAACAUUCAAGGAAGAGCUGGGAAGAGGGGCUUCUGGGGCUGUGUUUAAGGGUGUUCUGGAAGAUGAGAGAGUGGUUGCUGUGAAGAAAUUGGCAGACAUUUAUCAAGGUGAAGAUGUGUUUUGGGCGGAAGUAAGCAUAAUUGGUAAAAUCAAUCACAUGAACCUAGUGAGAAUAUGGGGAUUCUGUUCAGAAGAUAAACACAGACUCCUGGUGUCUGAGUUUAUUGAAAAUGGAUCACUAGACAAGCACUUGUUCCCCCCAAAUUUUCUUGGAUGGCAAGAAAGGUUUAAAGUUGCAAUAGGGGUUGCAAAGGGUUUAGCCUAUCUUCACCAUGAGUGUCUAGAAUGGGUUAUACAUUGUGAUGUGAAGCCUGAAAAUAUACUCUUAGACAGUAACUUUGAGGCAAAGAUUGCAGAUUUCGGGCUAGCAAAGUUGACUCAGAGAGGCAGCCAGAGCUCUAUGUUCUCAAAAGUUCGAGGAACAAAAGGGUAUAUGGCCCCGGAGUGGGCUCUAAACCUUCCAAUCACUGCGAAAGUGGAUGUUUACAGUUACGGAGUGGUGAUUCUAGAGUUGGUGAAGGGCAUUCGACUUUCGAAUUGGGCAUUGGAGGAUAGCGAGGAGCAAGAGGCAGAGCUGACUAGGUGUGUGAGGAUAGUGAAAAGGAAGAUUCAAUGUGGAGAAGAUUCAUGGAUGGAGGAUAUGUUGGAUCCAAGACUAAAAGGGCAGUUCAGCAGGAAACAAGCAGAAAAGAUGGUUGAGAUUGGUAUUUCUUGUGUGGAAGAAGAUAGGAGCAGAAGACCAACAAUGGAUUCAGUAUUACAAGAUUUGCUAGAAUGUGAAGGUGAGUCCUAUGUGCAUCUGUAAAAAAAAAAUUAAAAAAAAAUUUGGCUACAAGUGCAUAUGUAAUUUUACUUGAACUGAAUCCUGUAGUAUUUGCCAUUAUGUCUUUAGCAAAAAAUAAAUUACUGAAUCUGAUAUUGUUAAA